CGCGUCCCUAGAAGUGUACAAAAGUCCCUCCUCUCCUUCCGUUCGCCCAAGAGCAGCGAAGAAGAUCCCUCUCUCGGUCCACUUACCAUUCCUCUUACCGAUCCCUCUCUGCUUGCUGCCAUCCAAUCCCUCUCUCGCUUGCCGUCGUCCACCGGGGCCGCGGUUGCCGUAGCUAGGGGGUCACCGCCGACUCCGCCCGUUGCGCUUCUCGUUCAUUCGGAAUUUGGAAGUCAUUGGAAAUUGAUGGUUCGUGGGAUCGAUGGGAACCCAAUCGGGCAAGAUGCAACGCUAUGCAUGGGCGGGAAGGUGAGAAGAAAGUAUCGAGGUUCAUUAGAGUCCGUCUCCUCGCCUGGUAGUUUAGAAGAAGAAGAAGAAGAAGAAGAAGAAGAAGAAGAAGAAGCAUCUCAUGGUCCUUCGCCUCGGACAUCGUUGUCGGCGUCGGAGACGCACUCCGAUUCGUUCCUGAAGGAUGGACGAAAAAUACAUGUUGGUGAAUGUGCUCUUUUUCAGGCAAGAAAUGCUCCACCUUUCAUUGGAAUAAUUCGACGUUUAAUAAAAUGUACAGAAGAUUCUCCCAAGUUGGGCGUCAACUGGCUUUAUCGACCAACUGAUCUUAAGCUUGCAAAAGGCAAUUUGCUUGAUGCUGCUCCAAAUGAAGUAUUUUACUCUUUCCACAAGGAUGUGAUUCCUGCUGCCUCGUUGCUUCAUCUGUGUAAAGUUGCGUUUUUACCUAAUAGUGUUGAACUUCCACUGGGAAUACCAGCAUUCGUGUGUAGGAGAGUAUAUGACAUUGCUAACAAACAUUUAUGGUGGUUGACUGAUCAGGAUUAUACCAAUGAACAUCAGGAAGAAGUUGAUCAACUUUUGAACAAGACUCGGCUGGAAAUGCAUAUAGCAGUUCAAUCAGGUGGGCAUUCACCGAAAUCUCUUAACAAUACAACAAGCAACCAACAGUUAAAAUCUGGUUCAGAUAGUGUACAAAGCAGUGGCAUCUCCACUCCUCAGUCCAAGGGAAUGAAGAGAUCGAGGAAUGAUCAAAGCAUGGAGCCAAUCAAAGGUGGCAAAGGCAUAGAACCUGUGAAGCAAGAGCAGGGAAUUGAGCCAAUUAAGCGACAGCAUUCUUCUAAACUAAAUGAUGGAAGAUUUAUUGACACUAUAAAGUCUGAGAACAUUAAGGCAGAAAUUAAUAAAAUGGCAGACAAAGGUGGGAUUGUAAGCAUUGAAGGGGUUGGGAAUUUGGUCAGUUUAAUGCAACUAUGUAACAAAGAGAGAAAAAUAGAUUUGGCUGGUCGGAUAAUGCUUGCUGAUGCCAUUGCAGCCAUGGAGAAAUCUGACUCCCUUCAUAAGUUUGUGCAACUCAAGGGAGUGACAGUACUGGAUGAUUGGCUCCAGGAGGUUCACAAAGGAAAGAAUGAUAAAGGUAGUAGUCCUUGCGAAAGUGAAAGUUUAGUUGAGGAUUUUUUAUUGUCUCUACUUCGUGCGCUUGAAAAGUUGCCUAUAAGUCUGAAUACUCUGCAAAGUUGUAACAUCGGCAAGUCUGUGAACAAUUUGCGCAGUUUUAAGAACUUGGAGAUCCAGAAGAGAGCUAGAGGUCUUGUUGAUACUUGGAAGAAACGAGUUGACACAGAGAUGUCAAAGAUAAAUGACAGAAGAUCUGUUGGAUUCAGCCAGCCAGUUUCAUUGCCAGACAAGCCAGGUCAUUCUGAUGUCAGUCAAACACGACAUAAGCGUACUGAAUCAACUUAUGGAACUGCUAAAAUGCCCAACACCCUGUCCUCAGCAAGUAAGCUUCUGACUGGUAAGCCUGGGACCUUAGAUUAUACUAAGAAAAUUGUACCUGCACCUGUUGUAGUUAGUUCAAAGGAUCUAGAAUGCAAAACAGUUGCGAGCAGUGGGGGGUUAGUGUUGCCACGUGUAGCAAUUAAAGAGGAAAACAGCAGUGGUUCCUAUCAGUCUCAUAGCAAUGAUCGAUCUUGUUCUAGUGAUCAAGAAAAAUUUACGUCUUCUUCACAGAAGGAAGAAACAAAGAGUUCAGCCACUGCAUUGAUGAAUACCACCAAGUUAGGUAGCCUUAUCAACCAUAAUCAAAGGUCAAGCAAUGGGCUUCCUGUAACUAACAUAUCUGGAGAUCCAAAGGAAACUCAUUCUGGUAGGUUUGAGUCGGCCAACAAGGUUGUGGCAGCAGAAAAUGCAUUACAAGGUGGACUGACAUGUCAAAAGCCACUCGAUGUCCCUAUUGGUCAUGGAAAUAUCAAUAGGUUGGUUGUUAGGCUGCCAAACCCUGGCCAAAGCCUGGGAAAGAAUGACAGUGGAAUCUCAGUUGAGGAUCCAUUGGUAAUGGGAAGCAACCAGUUGCCUUCUGGUAUGCCAGACAAACAAGAUCGGGAUGAUGGUAGAAUGAAAAGGAAGAGUGAUGUUCCUUUCUCUCAUAUCAUAAGGGAUGAUAAUACAGUGUUAUGUCAAGGAAAUGAGGUUAAAGACGGAUUAUUUGGAAAUGGAGAAGUUAGCUCACCAAUGGGUUCUGAUGAAGAACAUAGAAGAAAUGUUGAGGUAACUGUAAAUUUUGCAGAUCCUGCUAGAAGCGCCUAUUUGACAUCUGGGAAUGAAAAUGGAGCCUGCUCAACUGAACCAGGGACAAAAAAUUCUUAUAGUUCUAUGCAUGCCUUGGAAGAAGGCUGUGCCAAAUAUUCUGAACCUACCACUCCUUCGGCAGUUGGAGAUGAUACCGGGAUGAAUCUACUAGCUAAUGUGGAUACAGGGGAAAUUUCCCAGUUUGACAUAAUGUCACAGAUCAAUUCAGUUGGAACUGCACCUGCAGUGGAGGAACAAUGCACUAGCAAUGAUGCAUUUAGUUUAUCUUGUGAUGAUGACAUGGUUCAGAAGAAUAUCCAAUAUGAUGAACCUGUUAAUGCCAAUUCUGAGAUGCAAGGGAAGAAAGUUGGCAAUACAUUUGUGAAAGAUCUAUCACAAACUGAAGAUACCAGGCCUACAACUAACAGUGCUAAUGUUUCUCAACUGCAGGACAACAAAUUAAAUGGUCAUCAAACAACACAAUAUACUAUCACCUGUAUGAGUUUGUUUGAUAAGUGUAAUUCUACAAAUAUAGAGGUACAACCUGUGGAAGAAAGAGUAGGUAAAGCUGCGUCUGUACCAGUAGAAGUGGAGCAGGGAAAUGGGGUUGGAACUUCAAUUGAAGAUAAGCAAACUACUGAGGUGCAACUUUCUGACAUUUGUACAUGUAGUAAACCUAACUUCACGGGCACACUGAUUGAUGAAAACAUAUCUUUUCAUGAUGAUUAUAAGAAGAUGGAAGAUGACAUUAGGUGCACUUCUGAUGGUAAUGUAGAUGGUAAGUGUGAUACAGAUGCCACUAAUUCUGAUAGGAAAUUAGAAGCACCUCUUGUUCAGGAUGAUAUGUCAAGCUACGUGGUGGAGGAAGUAUUAAGUGCUUCUAUCUCAACUGAAAGCCUACAUAAACCUUCAACCCCAGAUGCUGCAGCUGUAAAUGCUGAUUCCAUUGUUUCAUUUCCUGCUGAUAAUAUUUCUUCUGCCGUUGCACUUGAUGACUCCAAGAUUUUGCAUUCUGAUCACACACAAAUCAACCUCUUGGAGUUGUCCCAUGAAGCAAACGAGGACAACAGUAUGCCUCCUCCUAGCACUGAUGAACCUGCAGUAUCAGCUGUUAUUUCUUUGGCUGCUGCUGAAGUGCCAUCUACUUCUAACAUUAAGGAAACUGAGAACUCUUUAAAGUCCUUUAAGGAAUCUGGAUUUGAUGCAGAAGCUAGGGAGGAUGAUAUUGUAUCAUCAGUAGACUGCUCCUCAUCAAGUAUUGUUGCUGAACCACUUGUUGCCAUUAGACUUGAGCUCGAUUUGAAUGAAGUUAUUCCUAUAGUUGAAGGGAAUCAAGACCAGAAAGAUAUCUCUUCUACAAUAUGUUCAUCUGCAAUUGACUUGCCUACUCUGUCUCCCUUUACAAGUCACAAGCAACCACUUGUUGCCAUUAGACUUGAGCUCGAUUUGAAUGAAGUUAUUCCUAUAGUUGAAGGGAAUCAAGACCAGAAAGAUAUCUCUUCUACAAUAUGUUCAUCUGCAAUUGACUUGCCUACUCUGUCUCCCUUUACAAGUCACAUAUCAACUGAUUUGCCUGCUGAAGUUACUGUGGCUGCACCAACCAAAAGGUAUUUUGUUCCUCCUCAAAUUUUGUUGAUGACCAAAGGUGAACCUGGAUGGAAAGGUUCAGCAGCUACUAGCGCAUUCCGACCAACAGAGCCACAGAAAAUAUCUAAAAUUCGUGAUAUGAUCCCAUCUGAUGGUGUUGGAAAGAAGAGCCGUCCUCUGCUAGAUAUCGAUCUUAACAUACCUGAUGAGGAAGUUCUUGCAGGCAUGGCUUCUCAGAGUUCUAUUCAAAUGAUGAGGACUACUACUGAUGAUGAUUCACUCACAAGGACUGCUCCUGAAGUUGAUCUUCAUUUAAAUAGAGUUGAUGAGGGUCUGGAAAAUGGCCAGUCCUUGGCUAGCACCAGCAGUAGAUUAGAGGUGCCACUGUUGGCUAUGCAACCUGCAUCUGGAGGACUCCCUGCUGAGAAAACAAAUGUUCUGAGGAACUUUGAUCUGAAUGACAGACCAGACAUUGAUGGGCUUAGUGUAGAAGCAGUAGCAAGGAACCAACAAGCAAACAAUUCAACUGUUGUGCCAAAUUUGUCUCCUGUUACAGGUCAUAGAACAAAUUCCGAAUCUGGUUAUACUUUGUCUUGGUUCCGUCCUAACCCUUAUCCAGUUGUUGCUGUGCCAUCUCUUCUGCCUGAUAGAGGAGAUAAAUCAAAUCCAGUAGCUGCAACUGCAGAAUCUCUGAUGAUUCCGAGGUCAUUAAAUGGUGUUAACCUUCGCGGUGAUAUUUAUUGUGGUACAUCAUCUCCAGCAAUGCUGGUUUCUCCAGCUACACCAUUUCCUUAUCCAAACUCAUCCUUUCCUCCCACUUUUACACUAGCUCCAGUGUCUUUAUCUGGUGGUUCAACACGUUAUGUUGAUGCUUCUUAUGGAAGUCGUUCUUGCUUCCUUGCUUAUUCUUCAUUGCUCACUGGUCCUGCUGGCGCUGUUUCAUCUAAUUAUCCAAGUUCCUACAUGAUAAGCUUUCCAGAAGGCGGCACUAGUACUGUGAAUAGUCAAGACUUUGAUUUGAAUACUGGUCCAGGGUGUGGAGAUAUGAUAGGAAAAGAUGAAAAACUGCUUUCAGCAUCAAGACAGCUUUCAGUUGCCACUUCUCGGGCAUUUAUGGAGGAUCAGGCCAGAAUGUAUGAUCUUUGGACUGUAGGUUCAAAGAGAAAGGAGCCUGAAGGGAGUUGGGAUGCAGAAAGCACCACUGACAGAUCUGCCAUGCAAGUCUCGUGGAAGAAAUGAAAUGAUCAAAGAAACAAUUUCAUCUGUACCUUGAGUCUGGCACAAUCUUAUCUGGAAUUUCUCACUUGUUUUGCUUAUUCACUAGGCUAUACAUACAAACAAAAGCUCACAUCCUAGUGUUUGCGUCAAGCAUGACAUACAAUCUUUGGGAGGCUUUUCUUAGCAUUUUAAGGGAUCUCAGGCAAGUUUGCUGUUUUUUCUGAUGGAAAUCAAACAAUUCAGGUUUUUUAUACAAUGUUUCUUAUAGAAGUUAAUAUAUUCUAUAAACGUUCCAUUUUGAAAAAUACAUAUUCCAUAUCUUGUCUGUGUUUGUUCCUACAUUGUGCAUUAUGUAAUCGUGGGUCAUAUUUGACUUUGAAACCUGUUGCUUGUUUCUUGGAAAAUUGUAAUAUUUUAUCUGCCUACUUACUCAUUUCACCAAGCACCUCUUGAGCUUCUCACUGCUCGCUUGCAGCCGGUAAAUGACUUGUAAAUAUUUUCCAGAUUUGGACUCUGUACAGAUACUUAGAUAGUCGUCUUCAUGUUAUCUUCCUACAAAACGAAUCUUUGAACCAGGUUUCCAUGAUUCAGAACUAACUAUUUGUGUUUGGUGUUAUUGUACGUGCGUGAAGUAGUUUAAACUUCAAAGUUAAAACUUAUUUUUACUUUUGAUGAAUCUGUGUUACUUGUGCUAACUUAAUAGCAAUCUGGUUGCUUAAACUGUGCUCGAUUAACUUCUGUUGUUAUUUAUUUUAGCAAAUUCCCAAUAUGUAUUCGUAGUUGGGACAAAAAAAACCCUUUUGCAAUCCUUGUUUGGAAAAAAUUAGAUGGUUUUUGCGCUUUUUCCUUUUCUUUUAUUUUGCAAAAGUCUAUUAUAAGAAUUGCUUUCAAAUCUGUGUUUUAUUCGUAGUACUUUUUUUCGGCUUGUUGGUUUUAAAAAUUGUUUGGUUUUCUAGAAAAAAAUUAAUUGAUUAGAGAGAAUUACAAUCAAUUGCUCAAUUAGUGUUGGUUGUGAAAAACUACUUUUGUUUGAUCAAUCGAUUAGAAUACAUUCUUGGAGAGUUUUGAGCUCCAAGAGGUUUCUUGAAUAUAUAUUCUUUUAGUCCUCUAUUAUUGUGCUAGUAAGGUUCAAAUAUCUCAUAGAUUUGGAUAAGGUUGAAUGCUUCAACUCAAGCUUUUGGUAUCUAUUCUUUAGUUUGCAUAAAUUUCAUUAUCGCAUUGAGAGUAAAUUUCAUCUGAUAAGCAUUUCAGAUGUUAUGGUAGAAGAUUUACCUCAUUACCUCUUGCGUGAUAGGUAUGAUUUAGUGAAACCUUUGUAGGAGUGCCUUAAUAGAUCCUAACGACAACUAUCAUAAAUUUACACAUCACAUACUCUUUGAAACACAAUUUCAAAUCACACAAGAGCCACAAGUAGGAGGUCGAUCGAACAACCAAAUUUUGAACCGAAAGGGCAUUUCGGGACUCUUAGAGAGGAUAGUAUGCUUGAUGGGCAUUUACAAAAGCCAGAUCACAUGGUGAAAAAAAAAGAGAUAUGAUACCAUUGCCUUAGAUUUUGUUCGGUCAGUUCUUAAUUGACUAUCCACGAUCUCUUGUCAUUAGCUUUUGUAAAUAAUUAUUCGACAAAUCUUAUAGUUAGUGAUUGAAUUAGAAAGGAUUUUCCUUAAUCUGACAUUUGUAGAAAACCAUGGUGGGUGGUCUGCCAUUGAUCAAACAGUCAGUGGAGGUGGUUAGUAAGUGUCACCCUGCAACAUAAUCUUAUCGAAAGGGAACGAAGGGGACCGGGCAAGCUGCUGCCGAGCUGGAGAAGCAGGGCACGUGUUUGUGCCGAUGAAAUGUCAGCGACAACAACGCGUGCUCUUCUUCUCCAGCUCGACUAGCUUUCCCCGCUUCAUAUGCUAUGUCUAUAUGCGAAAGGUAUAUUGAGAAAAACUGACUGUAUGUUUUCAGAGCUGUGUUUACUUCUCGUAGUUAAGAGUCUGAAUCAAUGUUAUCCUUUUUUGUUAAUGAAACUUGUAUGAACUAUACGAUGAGCUAAACAUAUCCAUGUUUUAUAUCUUUUCAUAAA
This is a messenger RNA of Zingiber officinale, 7441 nucleotides long. RefSeq lists its product as uncharacterized. Bases 244 to 5397 code for a protein of 1717 amino acids. Gene Ontology annotation, molecular function: chromatin binding. Gene Ontology annotation, cellular component: nucleus. NCBI's taxonomy places the organism in Eukaryota, Viridiplantae, Streptophyta, Magnoliopsida, Zingiberales, Zingiberaceae. The record is from RefSeq and is a predicted model, not a curated record. The transcript is spliced from 6 exons.